This is a messenger RNA of Talaromyces stipitatus ATCC 10500, 1408 nucleotides long. RefSeq lists its product as uncharacterized. Gene Ontology annotation, cellular component: spliceosomal complex. NCBI's taxonomy places the organism in Eukaryota, Fungi, Ascomycota, Eurotiomycetes, Eurotiales, Trichocomaceae. The transcript is spliced from 3 exons. Bases 22 to 1035 code for a protein of 337 amino acids. Gene Ontology annotation, biological process: mRNA splicing, via spliceosome. The record is from RefSeq and is a predicted model, not a curated record.
CUGACGAAUAUUGUACACGAUAUGGACACCGAAAUUUCAGAAGUUCCGAUUGUCUCUUUUCGCCCAGUCAAGCGGCAUAAGUUUCUGCGCAAAAGACUCGACGAGUCCGAUGACGUAUCGACACCAGACAACGCAGCGACUGAAUACAGAGCAGCAUCGGAAGAGGGGCAAGCUUAUAAUGGAGAGCUACAAGAUGAGGGCAACGAAAACGAGGUGUUGUCGAAGAUUAUGCGACCGCGAAAGUUUCAGCGCAUGCGAAGAGGUGGCAUCGAGUUUUCGACAAGCAGCGCACAGCCAGUUGAGAAGAAUGAUAGCCUUGCUUUGACGGCAGAGCCUACAGAAGCAGAUAUCAUCAAGGCGAAGCUUGAUCGCUUUACAGCUCAUACAGGGCAGAAAGUUGACGUUGACAAGCAUAUGAUGGAAUAUAUAGAAUCAGAAAUGGCUAGGCGACAAAAUCUCACUCAAGCAGAAAGGGAAACCUCAACGGCCGGUCGCCUUGAUAAGUCAAAUGCGAACGACUCGUUCAGCAAUGCAUUUUCGAAACGUGAACCAGCUACGCUAGGGAAACUGCAUGAGAUUGAUCUUGGUCAGGAGACAAAGCUGCAGAAUAUCGCUCGCACUGAAGCAGCAACACGGCGUAUGGCCGGGGAAUCCCCAGAUGCAGUUGACGAAUCUCCGUCGCUUGGGCAAAACGGCAAACCAUGGAGGAAUCGGAGACGCAAUAGCAAAGAUAUUGAACGGGAUAGACUCGUGGAAGAAGUUUUACGGGAGAGUAAAUUGGACGUAUAUGACGAGCCGGAACAAUCACCAACUUAUGAUGAUCAAGCCGCGGAUGAUCGAAUAGCAGAACAAUUCCGGCGCGAUUUCAUGGAAGCUAUUCAGAGCAGGCGCCGAACGCAGAGGAACCGCACCACCACAACUACUACUAAUAAGAGAGUUGCUAAACCCGAGCCACCACGUGGACCGAAGCUGGGUGGCAGCCGGAGUGCUCGUGCUGCAAUGCGAGAGAUGCAAGAAAAGGGUGCGAAGAAGUGAUUACGGCCUUGCCUGGUGACUAUUACAUACUUAGUGGCCAGAGAGCGUGUUGCCCGAACAAGGAUGAACGCUUGGAAAGCAGCUCCAUUUAGAUCAGCGAUGACCGGUAAUGUCGAGGCCAGUCGCGUCCGCAAAGGAUGACUGAGUCAUUGUUCUUCGCCUUAAAAGGAUUUAUCCACUCUUGUCAAAAAAAUCGUCGCUCUGCAGAAGAUUUUGAUUAGCCGGGUCUUAUAUGCGGCCACUCUGUCUCUGUCUGCUUUUGAAGUUUUCGGCACGUUGAAUCUCCUUGACUUUGAGAUUAUGAAACAGUCGACGACAAAGAGUUGGUAAUAUCGGAGUUAUCCUUUGAAUAGAUUUCUUUGCUCUCUACCAC